Molecule: messenger RNA, 1559 nt
Organism: Paramecium tetraurelia
Lineage: Eukaryota; Ciliophora; Oligohymenophorea; Peniculida; Parameciidae
Exons: 7
Biological process (GO): carboxylic acid metabolic process
Molecular function (GO): isocitrate lyase activity
Source: RefSeq, a predicted model, not a curated record
AUGAAUAGAUUAUCCUAAUUGAGUGGACAAUAUGAUGAAGAGUAGAUGUUGCAGUAGUAGAUAAUUGAAUUGGAUAAUUGGUUCAAGAGUCCGCGUUUCAAUAAUGUCCUGCGUCCAUACACAGCUAAAUAGGUUGCUGAAGUAAGAGGAUAGAUUGUGCCUAACCAAUUCUCUGAUUUCAUGGCAAGGAAAUUCUAUAAACUCAUGAUGGAUUUAAAAAAAAGCAAAGGAUUCUCACUUGCAUGUGGAGCUCUAGAUACUGUUUAGGUUAUUAAUAUGUCGAAAUACAUGACAUCAAUAUAUGUAUCAGGUUGGCAAUGUUCUUCUUCAGCUUCUACAACGAAUGACCCAGGACCUGAUUUUGCUGAUUAUCCAUAUGACACUGUGCCUAAAAAAUGUGAUUAGUUAGUCAAAAUGCAAAGAUUUUAAGACAGAAGAUAGUAAUAUGAAAGAAGCCUAAUUACUGCUGAAUAACGAAAAUAAAAAAAACCUUAUGAUUAUCUAGUUCCUGUCAUUUGUGAUGCAGAUGCAGGAUUUGGUGGUACAAGCAGUGUAAUGAAAUUGACAAAAUUAUUUAUUGAAUCUGGAGCUGCAGGGAUUCAUUUGGAGGAUUAAAGACCUGAUUUGAAGAAAUGCGGCCAUAUGGCUGGAAGAGUUGUAACAUCUACUAACACUCAUGUCUAAAAGCUCAUAGCCUGUAGACUUUAAGCUGAUAUCAUGGGAAAUGAAUUAUUUAUUAUUGCAAGAACUGAUGCCUUAGGUGCACGAUUCAUAGAAACAAAUGUAGAUUUGAUUGAUUAACCAUACAUUCUUGGAGUAACAAAGUUUCAUGAUAGACCUUGCACUUAUCCAGAAGCAGGAGUUUUUAUAAUCGAACAAAUGAUCGAUAAAGAUAAGAGAAUAUAAGCCACUAAUUAAUGGUUGAACCAAUGUGAAAUUGGAGGAAUCAAAAAAGCUAAGGACUUAGCAAAGAGAUUAGGAUUUGAACUUGAAUUCGAUUGGGAGUAAUGUAGAAAUCCUGAUGGGUUCUAUGCUCUUAAGAGUAGUGUUCAUUAUUGUGCAAUAAGAGCUAAAGAAUAUUUAAAAUACGCAGAUGCUUUGUGGAUGGAAACCUCAACACCUGAUUUGAAAGUUGCCAAGGAACUCUCUGAUGAAUUACAAUUUGAACUUUAGCAUAAUAAGGUCCUUUGCUAUAAUUGUUCUCCAAGUUUUAAUUGGAGUAAAUUCGGAUUCUCAGACAGUGAACUCAAAAACUUUAAUUCUGAAUUAGGGAAGUUAGGGUAUACUUGGCAAUUUAUUACAUUGGCAGGAUUUCAUUUAAAUGCAUUACAAAGUGAAAGAUUCUCUAAAGAUUUAUCCGAGAGAUAUAUGCUGGCCUAUGUUGAGGAUAUUUAAAGAAAGGAAGAGAAACAUAAUGUUGAUUAAUUGAGACAUCAAAAAUGGUCUGGAGCUGAAAUAAUAGAUCAUGUUAUGACUAUUGUUAAUCAAAGUACAUUGAUAUCUUCAGGCGAAGACUCAACUGAACAUUAAUUCGACAACAAAUGAUUAUGUGUUAAAUA